GAAAUGUUUUACCUGCAUGCGGUGACGUCACGACACCUUCAAGAAAAAGAAACGGAGGAGUCCAUGAUCACCUCAGGCUGAUGAAAAGCUCUAGUACGGAUGGCGAAUUGAAAUUCAAAGCAGUGAAAUACUCGAUUUGAACUUUAGUCUAAGUUUGUGUGCUUUGUAGAGUCGCGUGUUGUUCUCCUGUGGGUACAAACACCAUGUCUUCCUCCGCUAUAUUUGUGCUGGAUCUGAAGGGAAAGGUGUUGAUUUGUCGGAACUACAAAGGUGAUGUGGACAUGGCGGAGAUCGACCACUUCCUGCCUUUACUCAUGCAGCAUGAAGAGGAAGGGCUUCUCUGCCCUGUAUUGUCACACGGCAACGUCCACUUCAUGUGGAUCAAACACAGCAACCUGUACCUGGUGGCCACCACAAACAAGAACUCCAACGCCUCACUUGUCUACUCAUUUCUAUACAAACUAGUUGAGGUGUUCACAGAGUACUUUAAAGAGCUGGAGGAGGAGAGCAUUCAAGAUAAUUUUGUUGUUGUCUACGAACUGCUGGAUGAGCUGAUGGACUUUGGAUUCCCUCAGACUACCGACAGCAAAAUCCUACAGGAAUACAUUACUCAGCAAGGUACCAAGCUCGAAGUGGCAAAGUCCAAGGUACCGACCACCGUCACCAACGCUGUCUCCUGGAGGUCUGAGGGUAUCAGAUACAAGAAGAACGAGGUCUUUAUUGAUGUCAUAGAGUCCAUCAAUGUAUUGGUGAAUGCCAAUGGGAAUGUGAUGAGCAGCGACAUUGUGGGCAGCAUCAAGCUGAAAACCAUGCUCUCUGGGAUGCCUGAACUGCGGCUGGGACUCAACGAUCGAGUGCUGUUUGCGCUCACUGGACGUGACAAAGGAAAGACAGUUGUGAUGGAGGAUGUGAAAUUCCACCAGUGUGUCCGACUCUCGCGCUUUGAGAGCGAUCGAACAAUCUCUUUCAUUCCUCCAGACGGGGAGUCGGAACUCAUGUCCUACCGCAUCAAUACCCAUGUGAAGCCUCUGAUAUGGAUUGAAUCAGUCAUAGAGAAAUUCUCUCACAGUAGAGUGGAAAUCAUGGUUAAGGCAAAGGGACAAUUUAAAAAACAGUCUGUGGCAAAUAAUGUGGAGGUAAGGGUCCCCGUCCCCAGUGAUGCUGACUCACCCAAGUUCAAAACCAGCACGGGCACUGCCAAAUAUGUGCCUGAGAAGAACAUGGUGGUGUGGACCAUCAAGUCUUUCCCUGGAGGUAAAGAGUUUCUAAUGAGAGCUCACUUUGGUCUACCAAGUGUGGAGAACAAUGAGCUUGAGGGCAAACCUCCCAUAACAGUCAAAUUUGAAAUCCCAUACUUCACAGUCUCAGGAAUACAGGUGCGAUAUAUGAAGAUCAUUGAGAAAAGUGGUUACCAGGCUCUACCGUGGGUCCGCUACAUUACACAGAGUGGAGACUAUCAACUGAGGACCAAUGUGUAAAGCUUGGAGGAUUACUAUAUUCCUCACUAGGACCUCCAGAAGAGCAUCAAUGAUCACUUAAACUGGACUACAAGAGUGUCUUUAAAUUCCACCUGCUCUAUUUUAUGUCAGAAAUCUUGUUUCAUGAAAUCUGUUUGUAACUUGAUUUUAAUGGGUUUUUUAAUGUAUUACCACAGCAAAUUAUUUAAAUGAAUAAUUAAAUGAUUCCUUUAAAACAAUUUGUCAUAGUAAAUUUUCUAUAUUUGUUGUGCCCUUUGUUUUUCUCAUGAGUUUGUCCUCAUAUGGUAGUGUGCAUGCAUUGUGCAAUCACAGUCACUAAAUUCCGCCUAAAAUUACAAACUUACACCCGC
Messenger RNA from Etheostoma cragini (Arkansas darter), 1828 nucleotides. It is a transcript of the gene ap1m2, whose product is annotated as adaptor related protein complex 1 subunit mu 2. Lineage: Eukaryota; Metazoa; Chordata; Actinopteri; Perciformes; Percidae. The record is from RefSeq and is a predicted model, not a curated record. The transcript is spliced from 12 exons. Gene Ontology annotation, cellular component: clathrin adaptor complex; clathrin-coated vesicle. Gene Ontology annotation, biological process: intracellular protein transport; vesicle-mediated transport. Gene Ontology annotation, molecular function: clathrin-cargo adaptor activity. Bases 204 to 1478 code for a protein of 424 amino acids.